AUGUGUUGUCAAGACAAGUGGAUUUGGGCCGUCAAUCAAGUUUGGUGUCAUCUCUCAGAGACUGUUCAUGUCAACUUGGUUGGAGCAAUAUUUUGUGAGUCAUGUUUUGCUACAAGUGGAUUGGAUGAUGGCCGUUGUUCUUGCAAAAGUGCCUCCUUUGGGCGGAUUGCUGAAGCUCUGACUUGUCCUCCUCGUCCUCCUCGUCCUCGUGGUCCUCCAACUAUGCGAAAUGGUGACCCUACUUUGAGUUUAGAAGCGGAGUUUCCAGACUGCACCUCAUAUUGUGACCCUAUGCUCGAGGUCAAGCUGGCCGAAUUGGUCAUGCGUCGUUGGCCAAGUCUGCGCUUGAAGUGGCUUUCAUAUGACGGCGAGUUUGCCCAUCGUAUUCCGAAUUUAGAUGGGCAGAUUGCACAUUCGAACAGUUCCAAACUGCUUCAAACAAGAAGCGAUUCGAGUUACCAUAGAAGAUAA
This is a messenger RNA of Protopolystoma xenopodis, 471 nucleotides long. Lineage: Eukaryota; Metazoa; Platyhelminthes; Monogenea; Polystomatidea; Polystomatidae. The record is from the annotation of a GenBank genome assembly.